This is a messenger RNA of Cutaneotrichosporon cavernicola, 2793 nucleotides long. RefSeq lists its product as uncharacterized. Bases 1 to 2793 code for a protein of 930 amino acids. The record is from RefSeq and is a predicted model, not a curated record. Gene Ontology annotation, cellular component: nucleolus. NCBI's taxonomy places the organism in Eukaryota, Fungi, Basidiomycota, Tremellomycetes, Trichosporonales, Trichosporonaceae. The transcript is spliced from 3 exons. Gene Ontology annotation, molecular function: mRNA binding.
AUGGACGCGGACUUUAUCCCACUCGAGGGCACACUGGUGCCGACCCCCAAGAAGGAGCGCGCACCCAGAGAGCCCAAGGCCAACACCACGCUCUUCGUCUCAUCGCUCCCUUACAAUGCCACCUCGACCGAUCUCGUGACGCACUUCUCGUUCGUUGGGCCGGUGCGCCAUGGCUUCGUCGCGACGGACCGCGAGAGCGGCAAGUCCAAGGGUGUGGGAUAUGUCACAUACGCGAUGAAGGAGGACGCCGAGCGGGCUGUCACCGAGCUCGACGGGAGCGAGUUUGGCGCCAAGGGACGCAAGAUCCGCGUGUCGUGGGCCGACAAGAAGCCGGGGAAGGAGAUGACGGACGUGCGUCCGGCGAAGAAGGCUCGCGUGGCUGCUGGUGAGGAGGGGGAGGACACCGACCCCAACGCUAUCCGCACGAUCGUCCUCACCGGCCUACCGGCCGAUAUCACCAAGGCUGUCCUCUGGAAGAAGGUGCGCAAGGUGCACUCGGGCAUCGAGCUCGCUUUCCCCGUUGAGGGCGAGGACGCAACGGCACACCUCGUCUUCCCUACCCAUGGCGAGGCGGUCAAGGGCAUCCCCAAGUUGCAUGGACACACGUAUAAGGGCGCGCUCCUCUCUGCUGUUCUCAAGAAGCGCCUUGCUGUGCUGAGCAGCAAGGGCGAGGGCAAGGCGCCCAGCCAUGCUGGCCGUCUUAUCGUGCGCAACCUCGCAUGGGAGACGACCGAAGCCGAUCUGCGCGCGACCUUCCUCCCCUUCGGACCUAUCCAGGCGAUUGACUUGCCGACUCUGCCGUCCAAGCUCCCCACCGAGCCCGGAAAGCCCGCCCCUCCCCCGCGUGCGCGAGGAUUCGCCUUUGUGUGGUUUAUGGCGCGCAAGGACGCGGAGAAGGCCAUGGCUGCAGUGAACGGCAAGCCGAUCAAGGCUGCGCCUAAUGCAGCGGUGGCCAAGGGCAAGCAGGGGCGGUUGGCCAAGAAGGGUGAGGUCGGCGAUGGACGGCCGGUCGCGGUCGACUGGGCUAUGAGCAAGGAGAAGUUUGAGGGCGCCAAGAAGCAGGAUGUGAAGGCUGAUGAGGGGAGCGAGGAGGAGAGUGGCAGCAGCAGCGACUCGGACUCUGACUCCAGCGACAGCGGGAGUGACGACAGCGAGAGUGACGACGAGGAGGAAGUCGACGCCCAGGUCGACGCAGACAUCGACAUGGAGGACGCCAGCGGCGACUCAAGCAGUGACGACAGCGACGACAGCGACGACAGCGAUGAGGGGAGCGAUGAGGAAGAUGAGGACGAGGACGAGGGGCCCGUCAAGCCCAAGCUGCCGGAUACCGACGUUGGGAGCACGCUCUUCCUCCGCAAUGUGCCAUACGAGGCGACAGAGCAGGAGGUCGGCUCUCUUUUCCAGUCGUUCGGGCCCAUUCGCUAUGCCAAAGUGACGAUCGACCACGCGACCGGGCGCACGCGCGGAACAGGCUUCGUGUGCUUCUGGAACAAGGAGCAUGCUGAUGCGGCUAUCGCCGAGGCUGACCGCGUCGCAUUCGAGACGGGCACCGCCGCGCCGGGCAAGGCUGGGGGCGAGCGCAAGAACCCCUUCGCUCUCCCAUCCGUUCUGACGGCUGACCCUUCCUCUUCGCUGGCGUCGCGUCUCGUGCUGCACGGGCGUACGCUCAAUGUCUCUCGCGCCGUCACGCGCGAGACGGCGGGCCACCUCGCAGAGGACAACCAGCGCGCGCGUGAGAAGGGCGACAAGCGAAACACGUACCUUAUGCGUGAAGGUGUCGUCUUUCCGAACUCGCCUGCCGCUGCCGCCCUUCCCCCGAGUGAGGUCGAGAAGCGCCAAGCCGCGUUCAACACGCGUAAGACACUCCUCCGCUCGAACCCCUCACUGUACAUCUCCAAGACGCGUCUGAGUAUCCGCCAGCUUCCUCUCUUCGUGACCGACCGCGGGUUGAAGCGCCUGGGCAUCCACGCAGUGCGCGCAUUCGAUGACGAGGUCAAGGCGGGCACGCGCGAGGGCUUGACGAGGAUUGAACAGGACGACGACACGCUCUCGGCCGCCCUCGAGGGACGGACCAAGAAGAAGGGAGAGCGCCCGACGUCUGUUGUGCAGUCCAAGAUUGUGCGACAGAACGAGAAGGUCGACCCUCUCACAGGCCGCGGACGGAGCAAGGGCUACGGUUUCCUCGAGCUCCGCUCCCACCGGGAAGCGCUCAAGGUGCUUCGGUGGGCGAACAACAACGAGGCGGUCGGCCCGCUCCUGUUGGAGUGGUGGAACGCCGAGAUAGCCGACAUUCGCGAGCAUGCGCGCAAGGAGCUCGAGGCGGUUAAGGGGGGUAAGGAGGGCAAGGAGACCAAGGAGGAGCUUGAGUCGCGCCUGAAGAAGCUCGACGGACGGGUCGGCGAGGGCGACGAGCGCAACGGCGGUGGCAUGCGUGGCGGCAAGACGCUGAUGAUCGAGUUCUCGGUCGAGAACGUUCAGGUCGUGCGGCGGCGAGUGGAGAAGGUCUCUGGCCCGCGUGAGCGCCAGGAAGGGGGCCGCGACAAGGGCAAGCGCAAGGCCGACGACGACGAGGAGCGCGACGCCAAGCGGCCACGCCGCGACUCGAAGCCCGACAAGAGCCGACGCGACAGUCGAGGAAGGGAGGAGAAGGGCGGCAAGAAGAGCGAGGGCGGCAAGCCUGAAUCCAAGCCCAGGGCUGAGAAGGCGGACGAGCCGCGUGGUAUUGAGAAGCUCGGCUCGCACCUCGGCAGCCUGAUUGGGCGGAAGCGCAAGCAGCGCAAGGGGGGCAAGUGA